This is a messenger RNA of Pan troglodytes (chimpanzee), 3047 nucleotides long. RefSeq names its product putative zinc finger protein 812. Bases 520 to 1764 code for a protein of 414 amino acids. Gene Ontology annotation, biological process: regulation of transcription by RNA polymerase II. NCBI's taxonomy places the organism in Eukaryota, Metazoa, Chordata, Mammalia, Primates, Hominidae. The transcript is spliced from 4 exons. Gene Ontology annotation, molecular function: RNA polymerase II transcription regulatory region sequence-specific DNA binding; DNA-binding transcription factor activity, RNA polymerase II-specific. Gene Ontology annotation, cellular component: nucleus. The record is from RefSeq and is a predicted model, not a curated record.
GUCAAAUACAGAAUGUGAUGUUCCAUUCCAGCCAAUGGAAACUGGACGCUGCAGUAGGGUGGACACGUCAGGUUAUAAAUGACCCUGUUUCCUUUGUUUAGUGUACUCUAGUGGCAAAACUGCUGGCUAGUGUACCUGUUCUGCCAAAAGUAAAAUGGGCUUACUGAGGAAAUUAAAUUUAUGUUAAAGUGCUAUUUCUUUAUGCAUCGGGGAACAAGCAUUUCUAACAACCUGGUCCUACGUGGCUGAAACUGGAUCCCAGAAGCCCCGUCCUUCCUGAGGCUCGUAGCGGAAGUGACGUCAGCCCGCCGCCACUAUCUUUUCCCGCGCUGGCUGCCCACGGUCAGUGCUGUUUCACCUUUAUCUUGGUGGAGUCGACCCCGGCUGUGGACUUCAAAUAACCCUGUACAAAGAGGAAUGGAGAUUGCCUCUAUUCACCUAGAUUCAUAAGUUGCCCUGAGGCAAUCUUGGCAUCAAGGAAGAGAGCGUUGAGGCACAACUGACCAUCAGCUUCAGAGCAUGGCAGUCAUUGAUUUGUCCCAUGGGUUUUUUCCCAGGGAACCAAUCUGCCCUUUUGAAGAAAAGACAAAGAUAGGAACGAUGGUGGAGGACUACCUGGCAAAUUCUUAUCAGCAGACAAGAAGCUACAGUGGAUGGAAACUCUGUGAGAAUUGUGGAGAGGUCUUCAGUGAAUGGUUUUGCCUUAAAACACACAUGAGAGCUCAGAAUGGAGGGAACAUCUUUGAAGGUAAUUGUUAUGGAAAAGACAUCCUCAGUGUGCACAAGGAAGCCUCUAUUGGACAGGAACUUUCCAAAUUUAAUCCAUGUGGAAAAGUCUUCACCUUAACUCCAGAUCUUGCUGCACAUCUUGGAAUUCUCAAUGCAAGACAACCAUACAAAUGUAAGGAAUGUAAAAAAGGCUUUAAGUAUUUUGCAAGCCUUGAUAAUCACAUGGGAAUCCACAUUGGAGAGAAACUCUGUGAAUUUCAGGAAUGUAGGAGAGCCAUCACUCAUUCCUCACACCUAAAGCAGUGUGUAACAGUUCAUACUGGAAAGAAAUCUAAAAAGACUAAGAAACAUGGGAAAUCCUUCACUAAUUUUUCUCAACUUUCUGCACAUGUGAAAAUUCAUAAAGGAGAGAAGUCCUUUGAAUGUAAAGAAUGUGGAAGAUCCUUUAGAAAUUUCUCAUCCUUUAAUGUUCACAUUCAAAUUCACACUGGAAUAAAACCACACAAAUAUACGGAAUGUGGGAAAGCCUUCACUAGGUCAACUCACCUUACUCAACAUGUAAGAACUCACACUGGAAUAAAACCCUAUGAAUGCAAGGAAUGUGGCCAAGCCUGCACUCAGUACACGGGCCUUGCUAUACACAUACGAAAUCACACUGGAGAGAAACCCUAUCAGUGUAAGGAAUGUGGGAAAGCCUUCAAUGGAUCCUCAACCCUUACUCAACAUAAAAGAAUUCACACAGGAGAGAAGCCUUAUGAAUGUGUUGAAUGUGGGAAGACCUUCAUUACUUCUGAUCAUAGUAAACAUUUGAAAACUCACCAUGAAGAAAGGCCCUUUGUAUGCAAGAUAUGUGGGAAAGCAUUUCUAUAUUCCUCACCCCUUAAUGUUCACCUGCGAACUCAUACCAGAGAGAAAGCCUUCAUAUGUAAAGAAUGUGGGAAAGCUUUUGCUGUUUCCUCACACCUAAGUAGACAUGAAAGAAUUCACACUGGGGAGGAACCCUAUGAAUAUAAGGGUAUGAAUGUUACCAUUUAGCUCAUUGGUUGCCAUCUUUAAUUAGUGGCAGUGACACUAAAGAUAUUCAGAUUUGUCCUAAAUGCCUUUUGGAGGUUGUAAUGGCUCAUGAAUUGGCCUUGGGUGCCAUCCCAAGGGUCUGAAAUUAAACCUACAGGUUCUGAAUACAACUUCAUGGUUGCCUGAGUCUGGGCAUCUGUGAAGAAGGGUAAUGGAUGGUGAGGUCAGUACUGCAGGCUACCUUACCUUGGUGAUUAGAUUUCUAAGAUCAUAGCAUUAAGAAUUUCUGUAUGAGAUAAGUCAUCUAGAUAGGUCCCAGCCCCUGUUAGUAGCUGCCAGUGUGGCACAUUCAUGUCAAAAUUUCCCAGAAGCCAAGAUGAUAUAGGCCCCAGAGGUGGGUUGUUAAAAGAUGCUCCUCUAAGGGUCUCUUCUGUUCCCACGGAUCCUGCAGAGCAUGGCAGGUAUGAAACCAUCCUUAACUGCCUGUGCACUUUCACAGCUGAUUAUUUCUGUGUCCCCUUCUUGUAAAAUCUAUGAUAUGUGACAACCUUACCUGUUCUGUCUUCUCUGUCCAUUUUAGGUGGCACAACCUAAGUGGAAGUGUCUCUUCUGGUAUAAUCCAGUCUUCGUGCUCACUUCUGUUAAGAUGGCUGAUAUAGUCCAUGAAUCCCACUCAUGAUCUCUUUGUCAAAUGAUUGUUCAGCCACACUUUCAGGAUUCUCUUCAGUACACGUUUUCUAAUUUUUGCAUUAUGGAUAGGCUGAGAAUUUUCCAAAUCUCCAGGUUCUGGUUCCUUUUUCUUUAACAAUUUCUUCUGCAAUUCAGGUCUCCUCUUUUGCAUUUUACUAUAAGCAGUCAGGAAGAAUGAAGCUUCCUGUGUCCUUUAACACUUUAAUUACAGAUCUUAGUGAUACAUACCCAGUUUUAUCUCUCUCAAGCUCUACCUUCCACAAAAUGCUAGAAUACAGUUUUGCUAAGUUCUUCACCACUUCAUAUAAAGGGUUGUCUUUUCUUCAUUUCCCAAUAGCAUGUUCCUCAUUCCCCAAUGACACCUCACCAGAAUCACCCUUACUAUUAUUUCCAGCUUGCACAUCAGAAUUUUUCCAGCCUCUACUCAUUUGUCAGUUUCAAAGCUGCUUCACAUUUUUAGUUUUUUUAUUUGUUUGUUUGUUUUUAAUUGCAGUGCCUCACUUCUCAGUGCCAAAAUCUGCCUUAAUCAGCUCAGGCAACCAUAACAGAAUACCACAGACCAAAUGGCUUACAAAUUCAUUUAAUUUUAAAUAAAUGAGGUUAAAAACACAAAA